AUGAAGACCCCCAGUUCGUCUCGGAACCCGCUGGCCGGGGACCUGGAGUCGAGUGGGGGUCUCAUGGGAUUGAGUCAGCUUUUCAAAGCGACCCAGGCGCCCUCAUCUCCCCUGACGGAUGUUCCACAGCCUGACAUCGUGUCGGACCGCCCAUCACCAAAUCUUCCCAUACAACCUCAACGCAUCGUCAAUAAUGUGUCCUCUCCGCUGGUGCAUUCCCGGGUGUUGUUUGCGAGGGAAUCGUCGGAGCUGAAUCUUAAUUACAUCUCAUUGAAAGAGUCACAGUCACGGCGAGACAAGUCACUUGGAGAACGGCUCACGCGCUCAGCCGAUAACAUGGAUGACGAGAUCGACCAAGUGUUUUAUAAAGAAUCGAGCUUUGUGGAGAGAGCAAGAAGACAACGUGAGCUGGACAAUGAAGCCGGUGCGCAAUUCGCUGCUUUAAAGGCUUUUGCGCGACCCAAGUCUGACGCAACUACCUCGCCGAUGAAUCCAAUCCUCGAAGCGCUCGACGACGAUCCGAUGCCUGACGUCGCUGGAAGCGAAGAAGAAACCGAGCAAGAGGAAGACAAUGGCCCCCAAGUUCCCCAAUCCCAGGAGGCACCCCAAUCCUCGGAAGAGGACAAGGAAAACUACAACGGGCCACCAGCGCCUGUUGAUGCAGCGAAUAUUGCACAUGAUCGUCUUUCGCAGGCGCUCACCAUGGAAGGAAGCCUCUCUCGCGUGAACACAAUGGUAGAGCCGGAGAUAGUACAUUCUCAACAGGGUGCCAUUCUUGAGGACCAUGAUCAGUACAGUGGUCGUUCCUCGCAAGUGAUGGUCAAGGAUUCACAGCAAUCACCGCAACCAUCGGCUACUCCUAAGCACAAUGAUCAACAUACUGUGGACCGACCAGCGCCAUACGAGAUACAAGUUGAUCCGACCUCUGACGUUGACGGCCUAACUCCCACUCGGCGCAGUUUACAUUCAUCGCCUCCGGCCUCAAGACCAGGAAGUAGGCCAUUAUCUCGACAUCACUCUCUCUCUCCUGUAAAGAGCACUCAUCUCACUCAUCCGCCUGUCAUGCAGCCAAGUCAAAAUGCGUCGUUCGCUGAGAAUCGAGGGGUUAAUUCCAGCAACCCCUCCCAGCAAGGAAUUUCACGGCCUUUUCUCACUAGAGCCGUAUCUGGAAAUGGGGAGAAAUCCUCUUCGUUGCCCUCGCGUGUAACAGAGACGCCAGUUCAUCUAAGACCUCAGAACAAUGACAUCGGAAGAUUGACAAGCAUUCCUGAAACGAGUCCUCGUCGCACCGAACCUAAUGAAUGGGAAGGACAAUCCAAUGGCGGCGAAGGGUUCAACGAAGAUGACGAUCUCCCUCCUAUGUACGCUACUGGUCCUCCUAAUCGAGCCAGCCAGCUCCGUCCAUCUCAAACACGCGCCCUGUCUUCUCCCAUCAAAAAUAUUCAGUCACAAGCCCUCCCACAAGUGCUGUCUAGUCCAAGUGGACGACAGCGACGCAAGCUGACUGAUAUUGCCUCGGAUCUAUCUCCCCAGGUCCAAAUGAAGUUUGGCGAUUUUGGAAACUUUUUCACGGCCGAUGACGAGGCGUAUCAUGAGCUUGUUUCUGAAGGGUCUCCAACCCGGCCAAAGAAGAAGCGACGUGGAAACGCCGGUCAAAAUUUUCUUAUAUCGGACUCGACGCUCACCAAUCUUCCUUCAACUCCUCGCGCACAGCCUCCCAAGACGGUUGCACGCAUUCCCGAAUGGCCCACACCCAGGGAGCCACAGUCUCGAACAGCGAUUCAUGUUCCUGCAACAAUGAACCACAAAGCCCCACGGCCUUCUCGGUCCUCUGAAAACGUGUGGGACAUUGGAGCUUCUCCUCAACAGGUGUUUCGCAGGAGAUCGAAAGCCAAGACCAUCCGACUUUCCUUUUCUCCAGAAAAAGAUGAGCCACAGCCUCUCGUGGCGAAGGCAGCAAUUGAGGCACCCGCGAGAUCAGUCACGGCUCAACACAACCAACUUGUGCCUUCUUCCGAACUCACUGACGUCGAAAUUGAGCCCGAGAUGGCGCAUUCAGAUGCCACCACCCUCCAAAGUUCACCCACAAAACCACCUUCUGGCGUACCAGAGGAGAGUCAAAUCGCACCUAGCCAGGUCCUUGCCGUGUGGAUGGGCCAGAAGCGAGCCUAUUACCCUGCGACAUGUCUUGGGACACCGCUUGGCGUGUCUUCGAACAAGUACUCUGUCAAAUUUGAAGACAGCCUCCCUGUCGAAGUCGUAAGGGCGCCGUGA
Messenger RNA from Penicillium maclennaniae, 2274 nucleotides. RefSeq lists its product as uncharacterized. The transcript has a single exon. The record is from RefSeq and is a predicted model, not a curated record. Lineage: Eukaryota; Fungi; Ascomycota; Eurotiomycetes; Eurotiales; Aspergillaceae. Bases 1 to 2274 code for a protein of 757 amino acids.